GUCCGCCUUGACUGGAGUCGCUCUGUCUAUUCAUACUCAUCGGAGCAUAUCUUCUCUCUCUCGUCCCGUCUUUAUUACAUCCCAUCUCCCUCCCUAACUCCACUCCUAUCUGGGCUUACGUCGUUCACCCUUUCGCUCCUCUGGCCGGUCUCUACCUCCUUCACGGCCUGCGACAUUCUUCACAUUCACCACCACCACCACCACCACCACCACUACUACUUCAGACCUACUCAGCAGCCAUGUCUUCAGAAGACGGUCGGUCCGAAAGGGCAGGCUCCAUCGCCUCGUCUCACACCGAGGCAGGCAGUCAUGAGGAGUUUAACGAGAAGUCGGUCUACAUCCGCGAUGACGAGAGCCUCUCAAACCUCAAGUCCCCUACCGUGUACCAGGACAGCCACCACGAUGAUGAGAUCCAGGAGGAGGACGAGGAGCUGCUCGCUCACCAGUCGGAGAAGCCAGAACCAGCAAAACCCUCGGCAGCAUCUGGUAUAAUAUGGAUCGCCGUGAACACACUGGCCACUGUUGGCAUUGUCUUCACCAACAAGGCCAUCUUCUCGGACCCGUCCCUGAAGCUCGCCCAGCUCACUUUCGCAGCCUUCCACUUUUGCAUCACAUGGCUCACCCUCUUGAUCCUCUCCCGCCAGAGGUUCGGCUAUUUUGAACCCCGGAGGACGUCUAUCCGCGCCAUCUUCCCGCUCUCUGUCGCCAUGUCUCUCAACGUCAUCCUGCCCAACCUGUCACUGGCCUUCUCCAGCGUCACCUUUUACCAGGUCGCCCGCAUUCUCCUGACGCCUUGCGUGGCCCUGAUGAACUUUGUUCUUUACAAGGCCACCCUGCCGCGCAAUGCCCUCUUGGCCCUGGUUCCGGCCUGCUUUGGCGUCGGCAUGGUUAGCUACUAUGACAGCCUCCCCGCCGCCGACGCCAGCGUCAAGACUACGAGCGGCCUGGGCGUCAUUUUUGCCUUCUCCGGCAUCUUCGCCUCUUCUCUCUACACCGUCUGGAUCGGCGCCUACCAUCGAAAGCUCCAAAUGAGCUCCAUGCAGCUGCUGUUCAACCAGGCCCCCGUCUCGGCCUUUAUGCUACUCUACGUGAUCCCCUUCGUGGACACGUUUCCCGUGUGGAGCGAGGUGCCGCUCAAUCGAUGGGUUAUGAUUAUGAUUUCUGGUGGCUUCGCCGCGCUCAUCAACAUCUCCCAAUUCUUCAUCAUCGCACAGACCGGCCCCGUGUCAAGCACCGUCGUCGGCCACGUCAAGACGUGUACCAUUGUCGCUCUGGGGUGGAUGACCUCGGGCCGGGCGAUCGGGGACAAAUCUGUAAUGGGUGUCUUUGUUGCUAUCGGGGGCAUCAUCGCUUACUCGAUAGUCAUGCUAAAAGAGAACCAGAAGAAGUUGGGCCAGGGCGUCAAAUGAGUCCUGUUGCCCUGCCCUGGCUUGGUUUUUCUUCUUUUCUGCAUUAUAAAAAUAUAUAUAUAUAUAUAUAUAUAUAUAUACAUAUUUCAAAAAUAUUUAGCGCAAUGAUUCAUGAUCUUUUCCCUCC
Messenger RNA from Cryphonectria parasitica EP155, 1536 nucleotides. RefSeq lists its product as uncharacterized. The coding region runs from base 240 to 1409 and encodes 389 amino acids. The record is from RefSeq and is a predicted model, not a curated record. The transcript has 4 exons. Gene Ontology annotation, molecular function: antiporter activity. Gene Ontology annotation, cellular component: Golgi apparatus. NCBI's taxonomy places the organism in Eukaryota, Fungi, Ascomycota, Sordariomycetes, Diaporthales, Cryphonectriaceae.